This is a messenger RNA of Ostreobium quekettii, 174 nucleotides long. NCBI's taxonomy places the organism in Eukaryota, Viridiplantae, Chlorophyta, Ulvophyceae, Bryopsidales, Ostreobiaceae. The record is from the annotation of a GenBank genome assembly.
AUGGUGCACAAGAAAGGGGAACAUGCGCAGGCAAGGGCAAGCACCGAGAAAUGGGACAAGAUACGCAGCCUGGAGUGCGAGAGGGACAAGCUGCAGAACGAGCUUCAGGAGCAGCAGAUGCUGCUUGUUGAGCACAGGAAGAGAGCUUCUGCAGCGGCUGUGUCCAGGCCCCAG